CAAACCCGCAGCCUUUUGGUGUACAGGAGGAUGUUCCAACUGACUGAAUCUGGCCAGGGCUCUUCAUAAGCUUUCAAUCUUAAAUUAUUAAGAUCAUGCAUCUUCAAAACACUUAAAGCUAAACUGGUGGUUUGAACUGAAAAAAUGCAUACUUAAUAUCUAAUUUGAAUUAGUUGGUUGGGUAUUUGCGGAAGUUAUCUCCAAGUUUAGUCCUCCACUUGGUGAAUUCUAGAGUCUGACCCUUAGGCUUGCAAACUCAGAAACCUUGUUGACAACUUGAGAAUGGGUCCAGUGCUGUCUAGUACAGGCAGAUACACCAAACUAAAGGCAGAAAGUCAAUGUCAUCAAGUCUGUCACAGCCUGUGUCACAUCUCACUUCGGCCAUUAUAGUGUGAAUGCAGGUAGUAUAUAAACAAAUGGGUGUAGGUGUUGAUACAUGUUUAGUUAUAACAGGAAACCUUGUUAAUGGUGGUUUAAGUGAUAAAGAUAUCCAGUUACUUCAGAUACAAAUCAGGAAAUUGAAUGUUCUAGGUUUGGAGAAGUGCCUUAAAGACCAAGAUUCUGUCUAUCGUUUCAUUAUUCUUAGUGUUUUGACUUUUUGCCUCUAUGUUUAUUACCUUACAACUGAAAUGGCAGCUUCCAAUCUAGGAAUCACAUUCAUGUUCAUGUUCAAGGUAGGAAAAUGGAAGAAUUGGCACCAACUGCAUCUCCUUUUUACUAGAAAAGCGUCCCAAAAUACCUUUCUCUUCUCAUUUGACAGAACUGAAUUACAUGGGCAGCACUAACUACAAAGGAAGCCAGGGAAAUAAGUCCCUCACUUUUUUAGCCUUAAUGGGAGAGUGGUUGGUGAUGGUGGCAGUAUUUCCAAGGGGAAAAUUUGUUCUUUAAAAGCACGAGCUGUCUUGAUUGACAUGGAGGAAGGGGUAGUAAAUGAAAUUCUGCAGGGACCUUUGAGAGAUGUAUUUGAUAGCAAGCAGCUCAUCACGGAUAUUUCUGGCUCAGGGAAUAAUUGGGCUGUGGGGCACAAAGUGUUUGGCCAUCUUUAUCAAGAACAGAUUUUAGAGAAACUCAGAAAGUCGGCAGAGCACUGUGAUUGUUUGCAGUGUUUUUUUGUAAUACAUUCCAUGGGAGGAGGAACAGGAUCUGGACUUGGCACAUUUCUUUUAAAGGUGCUUGAGGACGAAUUCCCAGAAGUAUACAGAUUUGUGACUUCAAUUUAUCCUUCUGGUGAGGAUGAUGUCAUAACUUCACCUUACAAUAGCAUCUUGGCAAUGAAGGAACUCAAUGAGCAUGCAGACUGUGUGUUGCCCGUUGACAACCAAUCUUUAUUUGACAUCAUUAGCAAAAUUGACCUCAUGGUGAAUUCUGGAAAGUUGGGUACAACUGUAAAGCCAAAGAGUCUGGUUACCUCGAGUGCUGGGGCUUUUAAAAAGCGGCAGGAAAAGCCCUUCGAUGCCAUGAACAACAUCGUGGCAAAUUUGCUGCUCAACCUAACGAGCUCUGCAAGGUUUGAAGGAUCCCUUAAUAUGGACCUUAAUGAAAUCAGCAUGAAUUUAGUUCCUUUUCCUCAGCUACAUUAUCUUGUGUCAAGCCUAACACCUCUGUAUACACUGGCAGAUGUUAACAUUCCUCCUCGAAGGUUGGAUCAGAUGUUUUCGGAUGCCUUUAGUAAAGAUCAUCAGCUAAUUCAGGCUGACCCCAAACAUAGUCUGUACCUCGCCUGUGCCCUCAUGGUUAGAGGAAAUGUCCAGAUUUCAGAUCUUCGCAGAAAUAUUGAAAGAUUAAAACCUUCUCUACAGUUUGUCUCCUGGAAUCAAGAAGGCUGGAAGACCAGCCUGUGUUCAGUGCCUCCCGUGGGCCACUGCCAUUCAUUACUAGCAUUAGCAAAUAACACAUGUGUGAAGCCCACCUUCAUGGACCUGAGAGAGAGAUUCACGAGGCUCUACAAGAAAAAGGCUCAUCUUCAUCACUAUCUGCAAAUCGAAGGGAUGGAGGAAAGCUGUUUCUCAGAAGCCCUGUCGUCUUUAUCAGCACUCAUACAGGAGUACAGCCAGCUGGACGCCACGAAAAGCAUGCCCGUGGAAGAUCUGCCUAGACUGAGCGUAGCCGUGUAAAACAGAAACCCAAAAGACGCUUUCACUUUUUCUUAAUUUCACAUGUUUUUGUUUUUUUUUUUUUUUUUGUCAUCUUACCUUUCUGUUUCAGAAUCUUUGUAAUUCAGAAAGCCUGGUUUGUGUUUUUCAUAUUAGGAAGUAUUUUCCUGUGAGAGAGUUGUUUCAUUUCAUGACCAGUUGUUGGUAAUACCACUGUGUGACAUUAGUAAAGUCCUAGUACCUUAACUUCAAAUACUGUCUUCAGAUAUUCCCUUUUUCUAAAACUGAGAGAGUGGAGUGCUUCAGCAUUUUACUUUAUUUAUAAUCUCAUAUUUAGGCAUUUAUACAGUAAGAAUCAUGGCUUCAAUAAAAAUUUGUACAGAUAUAUUUUUACAUUUAUUUAUAAUUUAUGUUUUCAUAUCGUUUAAAUUCUUCUCAUUCUUUCAAAGUAAGUACAGGGAGUUGAAAACCACAAUAUAAAUAUUUCUGUGAAAUAUCCACUGGCUUCAGGGAUAGUUUUUAUUACAGCUACUGAGGUUUUGUUUCUUUGGAUAAUCUUGUUUGCACUGCACUC
This is a messenger RNA of Phyllostomus discolor (pale spear-nosed bat), 2667 nucleotides long. It is a transcript of the gene TUBE1, whose product is annotated as tubulin epsilon 1. The transcript has 10 exons. Lineage: Eukaryota; Metazoa; Chordata; Mammalia; Chiroptera; Phyllostomidae. Gene Ontology annotation, biological process: microtubule cytoskeleton organization; mitotic cell cycle. Gene Ontology annotation, cellular component: cytoplasm; microtubule. The coding region runs from base 912 to 2114 and encodes 400 amino acids. Gene Ontology annotation, molecular function: GTP binding; structural constituent of cytoskeleton. The record is from RefSeq and is a predicted model, not a curated record.